Molecule: messenger RNA, 7480 nt
Organism: Prosopis cineraria
Lineage: Eukaryota; Viridiplantae; Streptophyta; Magnoliopsida; Fabales; Fabaceae
Product: probable disease resistance protein At4g27220
Exons: 10
Coding region: 1545-4523 (992 amino acids)
Molecular function (GO): ADP binding
Source: RefSeq, a predicted model, not a curated record
CUUCUGCUAUUUCCUUCUACUUUUACCUUCAAGCCAGUCCAAGGAAAACAAAUCGUCGGCGUUUUUGUUUCUUUUACCUCUAUUCGUUCCUCUUCUAAGAUUUCUGUUUAACUUGGUUUCUUUCAUUUUUCUGUUUCAACUGCUUCCCAAAAAAAAAAAAAGACAAAAAAGAAAAGUGCCUUUGUUCAAGGAUCUAUUCUCUUGUUAUCUCCUGUUUCGUUGUUGCUUUUAAAAGUCUUUUGCCAAAAAACAAUUUUUUUUUCUCAUGAUUGGAAGGGUUUGUAUUGUCUCGUUCCGUAGUUUAUGUACAAACUAAAUUUAUUAAAAGCCCAAAAAAAAAAGUUGACGUCGUUGUUGCCUGGAGAUUUCUUUUCUUGCAACUCUGCUCUCUGUUAAUACUUCUCUGAAAUUUAUUGCUUUAAAAAAUCUUCCCAAAUAAAAAAAAAUAAAAGCCAAAAAAAAAAAAUGUUGUUAUCAAUUUGUCCCUUAGAAGUCCUGGUACUGUCUCUCGUCGUUCCUUCUUUUAGGUUUUCCGUUCAAGUUGUUUUCUUUCUUUCUUUCUUUGUUUUUUUUUUUUUUUUAAAAUCAAAGGUUUCUUUCAUUUUCUUGUAUCAACUUGCGCAGGAAAAAAAGUUGUCUUUUUUUAAGGGUCUAUUUUCUGGUUACCUCUUCUUGUAUUUGUUGCAUUUAAAAAAAAGGGGAAAAAAGUUCUCAUCCUCAAUCCUUUGUUCCUUGGUAGUCUUGGUACUACCGCCUCAGUUUGUAGUUCUUCAGAGUGAGAGACAAGUUUAAUUUCGUGUGAAGCAAAGAGCGAUUCUGAGAUUUACUUGUCAAGGGAAGGACAACGGUGGCAAACACCUCUUUUGUCUUUCUCAAGCUGUGUCUGGAAUCAAGAAUGGAGAUUCUCGGUGCCAUUGCUGGCGAAAUAGCAAAGUAUACACUGAAACCCAUUGAACGACAAGUGGGAUAUUUGUGUUAUUACAAAGACAAUUUCAACAUGCUAAAGGAUCAAGUCGAGGAGUUGGGGACGGCAAAAGAGCGAAUCGUGCAUGAGGUUGAAGCAGAGAAGAGAAAUGGAAAAGAGAUUGAAGCUGAUGUGGAGAAGUGGCUGAAUAAAGCUAAUGACACCUUAGAGGAAGCCAAGCGAUUGUGUGAAGAUCCACGCUGUGUGAAGGCAGAGUGUUCUGGAUGGUGUCUUCCUAAUUGGAUUUCACGCCAUCAACUAAGCCGAAAUGCAAAGAAAACGGUAGAAAAUGUUGCUGAAGUGCUGACAAAUGGGAAGUUCAGUCGAAUUGGGCACCUCCCUCGUCUACCCACCAUCACAACAAGAGAUAAUGUAAAGCUUGAGUCGAGGAACUUAAUGAAGGAGCGCAUUUUAUCGGUUCUAAAAGACCCUAAAGUAAGUAGAAUAGGGGUCUAUUGAUUAAGUGGGGUGGGGAAGACCACACUAGCAAGUGAAAUUGUUGCACAAGUUAAGGAUGACCAGUUAUUUGAUGAAGUGGUUAUGGUGACUGUAUCACAAGCUUUAGAUAUUGAGGGAAUUCAUGAUCAGAUUGCAGAUCAGUUGGGCCUCCUCCGCUUUGAAGAGAAGUCCUCUAUGGGAAAGGCAAGCCGCUUACGUGGGAGAAUCAAACAGGACAAUGCUAUCCUCAUCAUAUUGGACGACAUCUAUGAAGAACUUGAUUUGGCUAAAUUGGGAAUUCCAUCACAAGAUACUUAUAAGCAGGGAAUUUCUACAGAGGACAAUUAUAAGGGCUGCAAGUUGUUGCUCACUUCUAGAGACCAAAAUAUUUUACAAAAGAAUGCAACUCAAGAAUUUCAGACUCGAAGUAUUAUGUGAUGAAGAAUCUCAUAGAUUAUUUCAAAUGACAAAUGAUGAUGCUGCCAAGGAUGUCGAGUUGCGAGAUAUUGCAACCCAAGUGGUUGAAAGUUGCGCGGGCUUGCCUAUGUUGAUAGUCGCAAUGGCAAAGUUACUAAAAAAUAGAGAAAUUUAUUGUUGGAAAGAUGCCUUGAAUGUACUGAAAAAAGUUGACAGUGGAAUAAUGGGUGACAAAAUUUUUCCACCUUUGAAAUACAUGUACGAUUGUUUACCAGAUCAUGAAGUGAAGCAAGUAUUCUUGCUUUGUGGAGUACUUGGAACGUCCAUUUCUGUUAAUGACUUGUUGAAAUACGUCAUUGGUUUGGGUGUAUUCAAACACAUAAAAACCAUUGAAGGUGUAAGAAACAGGCUUCAAAAAGUGAUUGAUGACUUGAAGGCAUCCUGCUUUUUGCUUCACAGUGAUGCAAUGGCGCGAGUGAUCAAAAUGCAUGACCUUCUUCGAGAAGUAGCUAUAUCAAUUGCAUCUGGGGAUCAACAUGUCUUCACAAGGAAUGUUCCAUUCCAAGACUGGCCAAGCGGGGAUUUUUUUAAAUGGUGUACCCAGAUAAAGUUGGUUCGUUGUUGCAUCCAAACACUUCCUGAAAAGUUAGAUUGCCCCAUUUUGAAAUUUCUCUACUUAAAUAGCAAAGAUAAUCCUUCAUUAGAAAUUCCAAACUCCUUUUUUGAGGGAAUGAGAAACCUUGGAGUGUUGGAUUUAACAGGAAUGAUCAUAUUAUCAUUACCUACAUCUUUUGCCGCCUUGACUGAACUUAAAACAUUGUGUUUGGAUCAGUGUUCUUUGGAAGACAUUUCUGGAAUUGGAGCCUUGAAAAAUUUAGAAAUUCUUAGCUUCUUUCGUUCAUCCAUGGAAGAGUUUCCUAGUGAAAUAGCGCAGUUGAGUCAUCUAAGGAUGUUAGAUUUGACACGUUCUGGAAUUGAGGUCAUCCUACCCGAUGUUGUGUCCAAGUUGACUAAACUUGAGGAAUUGUACGUGGGCAAUGCCUCAAUAAAAUGGGAGGCAAAAAGUUCAACGAAACGAAACAAAAAUGCUAGUCUUGUUGAGCUCAAGCAUUUGACAAGCUUGAUUACUCUACAUAUUCAAGUUGAGACUUGGAUUUUAGUGAGGGACAUUGUAUUUGAUAAGUUAGAGAGAUAUAAGAUUGUUAUUGGAGAUAAAUGGGAAUGGCAAAAUGAUAAUAAUACCUCAAGGUUGUUAAAGCUAAAGCUUGAUACUCCCUCUCAAUUAGAACAUGGCAUUAAAACGUUGAUGGAAAGUGUGGAAGAUUUAUACUUAGAUGAACUAAAUGGCAUUUCAAAUGUGCUUUUCCAAUUGAAUGGCAAAGGAUUUCCACGACUAAAGCAUCUGCACAUCCAAAAUAAUGGAGAUAUUCAGUGUAUUAUCAGCUCAACGGGAAGGAAUCAAACUGAUGUAAUGUUGUUUCCAAAAUUGGAGACAUUAAUGCUUCAUAAUCUCUCCAUGUUGAAGGAGAUAUGUGAUGGGCCACGGAGAGUUGAUUCUUUUGGAAAGCUAAGAGUCAUGAAGCUCAAAAGUUGCGGGCGGCUAAAAUAUGUCUUCUUGAAUUCAAUAGUUAAAAACUUCUCUCAACUUGUUGAGAUUGAAGUCUCUGAAUGCCAUUCUGUGGAGAAUAUUGUGUCUUUGGAAAGUAUGAAUAGUGGCAUGAUCAUCAAUAAAGUUGAGUUUAUUCCAUUGCGACGCUUGGCUUUGCAAUAUUUACCUGCAAUAGUCAAUUUUUGCUGCUCUAAUAUCCCAACGUCAUUCUUCGAUGCAAAGGUUUCAUUGUCAAAUUUGGAGACCCUGAAAUUAAGCUCGAUUAAUUUGGAAAAAAUUUGGGAUGAUCAUCAACAUUCAACAGUCACUUCUUUCCGGAAUCUAGUUAAUUUAAUCGUGGAUGACUGCGGCAGCCUGCAAUAUUUAUUCUCACCUUUUAUGGUUGAAAAUAUGGAAAAUCUCAAACUGCUUGAAAUAAGUAAAUGCCAUGCGAUGGAGGAGAUAAUAGCCAUAAAAGGAAGUAACAAUGAGAUUACAUUGGCUCAAGAUCAUGUGGUUGGAUUUCCCAAAUUGGAGGAGAUGAUAGUAAAUGACAUGAAGAACUUGAAGAGAGCAUGGCAUUACCAAUUUGGUAGAUUGAAGAUAUUGGAAGUGAACAAAUGUGAUAAACUGGAGACUAUGUUUCCAUCAGGCUACAUGCUUGAAGCAUUAAGAAAUCUUGAGAUCUUGAGGGUUCGAGAUUGUGUUUCAGUGGAAGAGAUAUUCCAACUCACCGCUGCUGACGGAAUGCAUACUCAAGAAGUGACAGCUCAGCUGAAAAAUCUAGAAAUAAGUGGAUUGCCAAAGAUGAAACGAAUAUGGAACAGGGAUCCCCAAGGACUUGUUCGCUUUUCCAAUCUACAACUCAUGAGUAUUAAGCACUGUAGCAAGCUGGAAUAUAUCUUCCCGUUCUCCAUCGCUAAGGAUCUUCCACAACUUGAAUAUCUCGAACUAGUUAUGUGUGGAAUCAAGGAAGUUGUUUUGAAGAAGGAUGGAUCAAUUGAUGAAACUACCAUAUUUGAGCUUAAUGAUCUCAUCUCUCUAAUCCUUACAACUUUGGUUAAACUCAAGGGAUUCUACGCAGGGGUUCGUACAUUAGAAUGUCAAUCUUUGUAAACGUUGCAAGUGUUGUAUUGUCCACAUUUGAAGGUAUUCAAUCCGCGUGCAAAUAGAUGCGGGCAAAGUUUUGCUGAUGACCGAUUUCAUUUCUCAAUGCAACAAUAUCUAUUUACAAUUAAUGAAGAGGUGACUGGCAACUUGGAUUCGUUAACCCUGCAAUCUUGGGAUGCCAACGUCAUAUUGCAUCACCAAGCUCCCCCGCACCUAUUCCGCAAACUCAAACAUCUUCAGACAUCCACUUUUCAAGAUGAUGAAGCAAGUUCUCUGCAUUGGUUUCUUAAAAAUGUACCCAGUCUUGAGAGUCUAAUUGUUUCCUUCAGUUCUGUGAAGGAGAUAUUUUAUGAUGAAUUGCUGACCGACGAGGAAGGACGGAACGCUAUUAGCACCCGACUUAAAGCAUUGUGGCUAAAUUGCUUGCCCAAACUUCAGAAUUUAUGUAGAGAUGGAAGACAAAUUCACCCUGUUCUGGAGUUUCUUGAAGCCUUACGUGUGCAAGAAUGUUCCAGUUUAAGAAAUUUAGUUCCCUCCUCUACAACUUUCUGCCACUUGAUAUAUCUAGAGGUGGUACAAUGACCUCAUCAACGGCGGGAAGUCUUUUCAAAUUGCAAAUGAUGAAAAUGGAAAAGUGUGAUUCGCUGGAAGAAAUUGUGACAGAAGAGGUGGAUGGGACAAAAAAUGAAAUUGCGUUUAACAGUUUGUUUAGAGCUGAAUUAUUUGCCAAGGCUCCGUAGUUUUUCAUCAAGCAAGCGCCCCUUCAAGUUCCCAUGGUUGGAGAGAGUUGUUGUUAGCCAAUGUCCUCGGAUGCAGAUUUUCUCCGACAAAGCAAUAAUUGCACCGAAGCUCAAAACAAUACUAACGGAGGGAGGAUGUUACUGGGGAGGAGACUUAAAUGAAACUAUCAGCAAGAUGCUUCAGGAUAAGGUAGCAUUUCGUAGCUUCAAGCAUUUAGAGCUUUCGAAAUAUCCAAAGUUAAGAGAAUUAUGGUAUGGCCAGGUUGGGCAUGAAAUAUUUUCUAAUUUGAAAUCUUUGGUGGUGCGAAAUUGUCACUGGCUUUCGAGUAUUCUUCUUUCUGGAAGUAUGCUAGAAGCUCUCUUCAACUUGGGAGAACUUGAAGUGAGUGAGUGCGAUACACUUGAAGUUGUGUUUGAUUUGGGCGACAUGAAUGAAAGAAGGAUGGCAAGAGAAACCAUUCGGUUGAAAAAAAUGAAGCUAAAUAGGCUGCGAAAACUAAAGCACAUAUGCAAUCAUGAUUCCAAUGAAAUAGCUAGCUUUGGUAAUUCAGGGGAUGUUCGUGCUGGUGAAUGCCAAUGACCGAAUGGAAAAGAAAAGGUCGAUUUCAAAAGUUUGGAUCAUUUGAAGCUCAUGCCAUCGAAUUUGUUGACACUGCUACGUUCAUUGGAGGAACUGGAAGUGACUGGUUGUUAUUCCUUAGAAUCAGUGUUUGAUGUGAAGGUCAUGGAUGACACAGAAAUGCAUGUAAAGGAAGAAAGUCAGCUGAAAAAGCUAACUCUAUCGCGACUACCGAAUCUGAAACAUAUAUGGAAUCGAAACCUUCCAAAAAUACUCAGUUUCAAAAAUUUGCAGAUAUUGACAAUUGCAGGAUGCCUGAACUUGAAACGUGUUUUCGGUAACAUUAUGCCAAGAUCUGCAGCAACUUCAAGAGCUUUGCAUACAUUUUUGUGGCAUUGAGGAAAUUGUUGCAAUUGAAGGAGGAGUAGAGGAUCUUGAGUUUAAUUUUCCAAAGUUGACUAUCUUCAGGCUGGCUUGUUUGCGACAGUUGAAGAAUUUUUAUCCAAGAAGACAUAAUUUGGCAUGUCCUUCAUUGAAGACAUUAAGUGUCUAUGAUUGUGAAAAAUUGGAAAUAUUUGACUUUAGCCAUUUGGAUUCCCAGCAUACAUCAAGGCUGGAUGAAAUUGACGUGCCAAUUCAACAAGCACUCUUUUCUUUUGAAAAGGUGUCACCAACUUUAAAAGAUUUGGCAUUAAAUGAAAAAGAUUCUAUGAAGAUACUGAAUAGUCAUGAUGAGGUAAGUCUCUUUCAUAGUGUUGAGGUGCUUCGUCUACAACGCUUUGAAGAAAGUCCAAUAAUGUGGCUAAAUAGGUUCCUUGAAAAAUUCCCUAAUAUUACAACACUAGAAGGGCGUUCUAGUACUUUCAAAGUACUUUUUCCUUCCAAGAAAAUUGGUUAUGGCAGUUUAAAAGUGUUGUGUCUUCAUACGCUGGAGCAACUUGAGCAAAUAUGGAAUGAUGACGGCUCUCUUUCAGAUGUCCUUGAGCAACUCUAUGUGUGGGAUUGUCCAAGUCUAACAAGCUUGGGACCACCUUCAAUAUCUUUCUUUCACAAGUUUAACAACAGCUUACACUGCUAAAAGUCUUGUGCACCUCGAAGGGUUAUGCAUAAGAAAUUGUGGGAUGAUGGAGGAAGUUGUGAUGAUCGAUGUAGCAACACCAGAAGAGAUCACAUUUGAAAGCUUAAUACGUUUGGAAAUGACUUCUUUAUCCUCUCUCAAAAGCUUCUGCUCUGGCAAACUCACUUUUGUAUUCCCAUCAUUUAGUUUAUUUCAAGUGAGAGGAUGCCCCAAAAUGCAGAAUUUCUCAUCAGGAGUCAUUAUGGCCCAAAGGAUACCAAUAAGCAGAGACAAUGAAACGAUGCAUUGGACAAAGGCCUUAAUGCUACUAUCAAGGAGCUGGUCACAGAAUAGGAAGGUUCAGAUUCUGAUGCCAGCGAACAGUCAAAGCGACACAGUACCUGCAACUUACGAAGAUGAUCCAUUUUAUUCUCCUAGUGUAUUUGUGAUUCAUGUUUGAGAUUUUCUUUCAAUGAAAAAAGAAAAAGGGAAAAAAAAUUGGUGGUCUAUUUUAAAUGACAUCUUGCUCCUUGAACAAUACUGGAUUGAUGAAUAUUUCAAUUUAUAUUAUGAAGAGUGAACCCUUGUAUCAGGACAUAUGUUUAGU